This is a messenger RNA of Linum trigynum, 4504 nucleotides long. The record is from the annotation of a GenBank genome assembly. Lineage: Eukaryota; Viridiplantae; Streptophyta; Magnoliopsida; Malpighiales; Linaceae.
CACAAAAAAAAAAACAACGAGCAGAAACACAAUAGAGAGAGUGUUUAGAGAGCUUCGGUUUUCGCACAAAACCGCGAGUAUUGAGAGGAGCUGUUUUAUCCUGGAGACGACCGGUUGAUAGUCUGCCGUGCGCAUCGAAGGCAGUGCCGCGAACGUCUUAAAGAGAGCGACCUAGUCCGCGACUCAGCUCCAGAUUCGGUAACCUCGUUCCUUUUGUUGUUCCGUUCCUAACAAUUUUAAGACGUUCGGCUGCUGCUAUGUCGACUGAACAGAACAACAUGGCCGGAUCUGGUGCUGUCGAUAUCAAUCGACCCUUUCACUUCGUUGGGGUCAACUUCCGUCGCUGGAGGCAAAAGAUGGAGUUCUACCUAACAACCAAAAAGCUGGCCCACUGCCUCACCAGCAUGCCCGUCGAGCUGCCGGAAGAAGCGACCGAUGAGGAGAGGGCUGCUUCUGCCAGGGAAAGGGAGCAUGACUUCCUGUGCAAGAACUACAUCCUCAACGGCCUGGCAGACGAUCUGUACGACUACUAUGCGGACAGUAAGAACACCGCUAUGAUGAUCUGGGAUGCGCUCCAAAAGAAGUACGACACGGAGGAGGCUGGAGCUAAGAAGUAUGCUGUCAGCCGCUACCUGCGCUACCAAAUGGUGGAUGACAAGUCCGUCGAAGUUCAGUCCCACGAACUUCAGAAAAUAGCUCAUGAGAUCGUCUCUGAAGGUAUGCCUCUGGACGAUCAAUUUCAAGUUGCUUGCAUUAUUGAUAAGCUGCCCCCUUCGUGGAAAGAUUUUAAGAAUAUGCUUAGGCACAAAACCAAAGAAUUUUCACUGGAAAGUUUGAUUACUCGCCUAAGGAUUGAGGAAGAGUCCCGCAAGCAGGAUAUGAAAGAAGAGGUGAUGGUCGUCACUGUUAAACGACCCACCCCUAGAGCUCUUAAACCUAACCAGAAAGGGUUUAAGAGUAAGAACCAGCAGGUCCGCCCCCACCAGAAUGGUGCCUCUCGAGGUAACCAAAGGGUCAUGGCCCUAACCGCUAAGAAUGACCCACCGUUUAUCUGCUAUAACUGUGGAAAACCGGGUCAUAUGGCAAAGAAGUGUCGGAACAAGCAAAACCCUGCCGCUGCUGCCAGGGUUAACUUGACAGAAGAGGAUUUGAUAGCCAUGAUCACAGAAAUGAUCGCUGAAGUUAACCUCACCGGUGACUCAGAAGGAUGGUGGCUGGAUACAGGUGCAUCGAAGCAUGUAUGCAACAAUCGUGCUAUGUUUAAAACAUACACAGAAGCACCUGCUGACAAGAAAGUGUUGUUGGGGACUGCUCACACCACUAUGGUUGCUGGUUCUGGUGAAGUGGAGCUGAACUUCACCUCUGGGAAGAAGAUGGUGCUCAAGGAUGUGUUGCACACUCCAGAGAUAAGGAAGAAUCUUGUUUCGGGAUAUCUUCUUAAUAAGGCUGGGUUUAAUCAAACUAUUGGGGCAGACUUGUAUACCCUUACUAAGAAUGGGAGUUUUGUGGGAAAGGGAUAUGCAUGUAAUGGGAUGUUCAAGUUGAAUGUCGAAAUUAAUAAGAUGAAUUCUUCAGUUUACAUGGUGUGUGAUUUGAAUGUCUGGCAUGCGCGUCUUUGUCAUGUGAACACACGUAUUGUGAAGAAUUUAAGCAAGCUAGGACAUAUCCCUAAACUCUCAACGAAUGAAUUUGAUAAAUGUGAUUUCUGUAGCCAAGCUAAAAUAACGAAAACGCCCCAUAAAUCUGUGACUAGAGAAUCAGAACCCUUAGAUCUUAUUCAUUCUGAUAUUUGUGAACUAGAUGGGACGUUAACUAGGUCUGGCAAGAGAUACUUUAUCACUUUCAUAGAUGAUUGCUCUGAUUAUUGCUUUGUUUAUUUGAUGAAAAACAAAAGUGAAGCCCUUGAUAUGUUCAAGGUAUUUGUGGUUGAAUUUGAAAAUCAGUGCAAUCGAAAGAUAAAAAGACUUAGGAGUGAUAGAGGAUCAGAGUAUGACUCUAAUCCCUUCAAGGAAUUCUAUAGCUCACAUGGUAUCAUUCAUGAAACCACGGCUCCAUAUUCACCAGAAAUGAAUGGUAAAGCUGAGCGGAAAAAUAGGACGUUUACAGAAUUAGUUGUGGCUAUUAUGCUCAAUUCUGGAGCUGCUUCUUCUUGGUGGGGUGAUAUUUUGUUGACAGUUUGCUAUGUGCUAAACCGUCUUCCAAAAACAAAUAGAAAAGAAUCACCCUAUGAGAUCUUGAAGAAUAAGCCACCUAAUCUGUCCUAUUUAAGAACGUGGGGCUGUUUGGCCUACGUAAGAAUUCCGGAUCCUAAGAGGAUUAAAUUGGCUAGUCGAGCAUAUGAAUGUGUCUUCGUUGGCUAUGCAGCCAAUAGUAAGGCAUAUAGAUUCUAUUCUGGACCAAGUCAAGGACAAGGUCGUGGUGCUGGAAAUCGCCAAAGACCGGUGUGUACUCACUGCGGUGGUGUUGGUCAUACUGUGGAUCGGUGCUUCAAGAAGCAUGGAUAUCCGCCGGGCUACAAGGGUAAAGGCAAGGUUAAUGUUGUUGUUGCUGAGAACUCUCAAGAUGCUACUCCUUAGCCUAUGAUUGGUGACGGAUCUUCCACAAAAGCUGGUUCUGUGGUGCUCACUUCUGAGCAAUAUCACUUGCUCCUGGCUCAAGCCUUUGUCUCGGCGCCUUCACCUAGCUCAGUCUCCUGUCUUGUGGCUUCCAAUCCAACAGUUGCUUCUACAUCAACCACACACCCUGGAGCAGCAUAGCAUAACUGGAAUCAGCCGAGUAAGCUUGGUGCUCAUGCUGCUGCAGGUAAGUACAUUCUCACUUCUGCUAGUCUAGGAUCAGUAGAUAAUUCAACUAGGACCUGGAUUGUAGAUAGUGGUGCGACUGAUCACGUGACUUGUUCGCUAGACCUGUUCGUAAAUUUAGAACAAUAACUGGUAUGUAUGUUACUCUACCUGAUGGUUCCCGCAUAGCUGUUACUCACAAGGGUACAGUGUUGUUGUCUGAUUCGUUGACUGUCCAUGAUGUGUUAAUGAUCCCGUCGUUCACUUUCAAUCUGUUGUCUGCAAGUAGAUUAGCUAAAUAUAACAAUUGUGAAUUGAUAUUUUCCCAUUCACAUUGUUUGAUUCAGGAUAUCCCGUCCCGGCAGAGGAUUGGUAUAGCUAAGCAGAUUACGGGGUUGUACUACCUCAAAGUCGAAUCUGGACGAGAUCUAUCCCUUCUAUCUUUACCUGUUGCUUUGUCUGCUGUUUUCGAUACUACUAUUAGGCAGUUUGAUCAAUGGCAUUAUCGCCUUGGUCAUAAUUCAACUCCUGGACUAAGUGAUAUUAGGAAUAAAUGUCUAGACUUACACUGUUCAGUCUGUCCUAUAGCUAAACAACGGCGUUUUCCAUUUCAGUCCAACAUGUCUUAUGCUGCCAACUUGUUUGACUUAGUUCAUAUCGACAUAUGGGGUCCUUACAAUGUUCCUACUAUUGAUGGACAUCGCUAUUUUCUCACUUUUGUUGAUGACCAUUCACGAAAUACAUGGUGUUACUUGUUGACUUCUAAGUCAGAGGCUAGGCCAAUUCUUCAAACUUUCUGUUCUUAUGUGCAAACUCAAUUUAAUAGAAAGGUUAAAUCUAUUAGGACUGAUAAUGGUGCUGAAUUUAAUAUGCCUUCCUUUUAUAAUUCCUAGAGCAGAUUCUUUCCAUCUUGAAGAGUAUGACUGCUUUGUUUUCUGUUUUUCCUCUCUCUCUUUCUAUGGAGUAGAACCCUCUCUCACUUGGGUAUGAAGAACCCUAGUUCCAUGUGUUAGGGAUAUCGAUUGCAAUGACGUUUGGAUUGUGAUACUGCUUGAUUAUAAUCGAUUGAAGUGUUUUGAUUAAGUCAAUUGAAGUCUGAUAAUCUUUUAUUAAUUUAUGCUGCAACUUGAGAUAGAUAGAAUCUAAUUAGGUUGUUAGAGCUUCUUCAAUCGGUAGUAGUGAAUCGAUUAUACGAGAGUUAGUCGAUUCACUGCUUUGAACUGGAAUCCAAUUCCAGUAGUGGAGUUCUGUGUUAAUUGCCUCAGCGUUCUAUCUCGGUGAAGACUAGUCGUCUGCCAGGUAGUCUGUUUGAGAGCGCUUGGUCAGCUUAAGAGAUUCUAAGCUACUGUUGGAUCUUCCGCAGUUUAAUCAGCAGUAAAUCAACCAAACGUAAUUACAACUUUGACCUAACUAAGGAGCUAGAGGGACUCAUUCCCGAGUGACUCUUACUCUGCUUAAGAACUUCGAACCAUUUCCUGCUUUCUUACUACUUUAGCUUAAAAUCACAUUCACUCAACUUAGUCUUGCUAGAUAAUAGAUAAUCACGGAAUAGGCAGUAGACCUAGACCCCAGGUUGAUAAAUAGAACUUGUCACUAUUUUGCAUUUUCGAACUGCGAUUACACAUGGUCGCAAUUUGGUGUUGUGUUUUAACUUGUCAAUGGUUGAUAUAUAGUUUGGAACAUUUAUUGAUAUUUAUUAUCCAAAAUUAAUUGUCUUUACACCC